CUUGACAGAUGGCAGGCGGGAGACGCUCCUCUCUCGACUGUCUCUCUCGGUCCGUUGGUCCAUCCCGGUUCUCAUUGUCUCCCCUGUUCACUCCUUGAAGACAACCCCGAGACGACCAACUAAACUUAGCCGUUUUUUUCCCGCUCACACCACACACUAUGCUUUACGUUUGGAGACUUACCUCGACCUGAAAAUUUACCCCUUCCCUCUGUGUAUGAAAUUUGGACACGCUCUUCUGUUUUCUUGUUUUUGUUUUUGUUUUUUCGUUUUUUUAAAAAAAAAAAAAACAUUGUAUAAACGCGUUGGCAGUAACGGAGACAGCACCGACUGAAGCAACCAUCGGCUGACGGGCUUGACAAGACAGCAGUUGUGCCAUGGAUCUGAUGGGGAGAUGAACCGAAGGAGGAGGAGGACUCAUUAGCCAAAAAGCGCCCCCCGAAAUCAGCUUCCAGCGGUUGUUGACACCUCACAACAUUUUUAUCAAUGACCGUUUUCUCACUGGAUAAAACACCACAGCUAUCGGAACAUAUAAGACAGCCCUUCAGUGUCUUUAAGUGGCUGCUGGUGUGCUGGACUGUGUGACUUCCAGUGUGCUCAGCGUUGUGAUGAUGAUGGUGAUGAUGAUGCGACUAAUCGAGGUGAUCGCAGGUGAUGUCUGGACAAGUGCAAACUGUGUAGAAAUCACUGGAAAGUCGCUGUAACCUCUGCUGGAUGAAUGAAUGAAGGAGCUGGAUCUGACUUCGUUUCUGCCACAUGUAUUGAAAUGCAGCUGAUUUAGCAGGCUACUAAAGUGCCCUCAGUUGCUGAGGCUUGGAGAGGGUUUAUCUACAUAUCCAGCUCUGUGGACUUGAAUCAUCCCCCUCCCCAGAGGACGUACUGUUACAGGCUCAAGCAGUUGCCUUUCAUUCCCUUCACCUCCAGAGAGUACAAGGGGGGAGCUGGUACCCUGUCCUCUGAGCCCGAGAAGGGAGUGCUUCUACCUGGGCUGGAGGCCAGCCAGACGGCCCUUUGGGAGCUUUUGGAUUUUGAAGGAGAGAUUUUGGGGAGUUUCUGCUCCACGUGGACCUCCAGAGAGAGCCAGGAGGACAUCAUGGGGUGCUGCAGUGGCAGGUGCACCUUGGCCUUCAUCUGUGGCAUGCAGCUGGUCAGUGUGCUGGAGCGCCAGGUGAUAGAUUUCCUGGGAUACCAGUGGGCUCCCAUCCUGACCAACUUCCUGCACAUCAUUGUUGUCAUCCUGGGCCUUUUUGGCACCAUUCAGUUCAGGCCGAGAUAUGUCACUGGGUAUGCAGCCUGGCUCGUAGUCUGGAUGACCUGGAACGUUUUCAUCAUCUGUUUUUACCUGGAGGUUGGAGACCUGUCCAGAGACUCUGACCUUGUCCUGACAUUUAACCUGUCCAUGCACCGCUCCUGGUGGAUGGAGAAUGGCCCAGGAUGCAGGGUGACGCCCAUCACCCCUCCUCCCUCCUGGGCACCCGAGGACCACCGAUAUAUAUCUAUAUCUGGCUGUCUGAUGGAUUUUCAGUUCAUAGAGGUGGCUCAUUCCUCGCUGCAGAUACUCCUGGCUUUGGUGGGGUUUAUCUACGCCUGUUACGUGGUCAAGCUUAUUUCUGAAGAGGAGGAUAGCUUUGAUUUUAUAGGAGGGUUUGACUCGUAUGGCUACCAGGGGCCUCAGAAGACCUCCCACCUUCAACUACAACCCAUGUACAUGUCAAAAUAAGCCCAGAAGCGACUCCAAGAAUGCUGCCUUACCAACGAUUCCUGCUUAAAAUCCUGUUUUUAUUACUCCCAACUGUCUUUUAAUAAACAACAGAGACACAGACAAGUAGACAGGGAACAGAAGACUUUCUGCGAUUCAGCUCACAAAUCUCCCCAAACACUUGGUCAGAUGGCUUCCCACUAGCCUGUCUUUCAGUGGAGUUCCUGAUGAAACAUUGGCCUCAUGUGGCUCAGCAUGGUAACUGCAGGACAUUUUUGAUUCCUUCCUCAGACCCGGUCAGUAGCCAGUGACUUGCUUCUCCCUUGUGCUGCUGGGCGUCUGCUUUACGAGGGAAACCGAAGGGAUGCAAAGAGGCCACGCUCGACGGUCGACGGUCACAUGUUCCUGCGAGCUUCCAAUGAGAACUCGUUCAAUUUUCUGCUGUCAAAAGAAAAAAAAAACAUGUUUCAGGAGCGCUGGUUAAGUGUGUUGGUAUCUAACAGCUCUUGCGCCUCACCAAAGAGUUCAAAAACCAUCCCCGUGCACACAACAGAGCCUGUUUAACCUUCUCUGGAACUUUUUGCUCUUUGUGCCUGACUGAUUAACACUUGGAAAAGUCCAGCGAAGAAUCUCCGAACAUGACUACCGAUUAAGGAAUGUUAAACACCUUUUUUUCCUAAAGUUUUUUUUUAUUUUGUUUUUAUUUAUUUAUUUAUUUUUGUUUUUUUGGUGAAUUUCAGAAUCUGGUUUUCUAACGGUGAUGGCCAAGACGGCAGGAGGACACAUUUUACUCUGGCAAAAAAAUGUUGAAUGUUAUCCAACAGCGUUGAUUUUACACACCGUCCUCUCAUCUGUGCAUGCGUACAGGAAGCAGACGCAUUCACAGACAGGCGUUGAGUAAUGUACAUGUGAACGCAUGCAUGCACACAAACACACACACACACAAGCUUAGAACAAAUCUUAGCACUUCACUUUUUUUUUUUUUUUACUGCUAAUGUGAAUCUUAAUGUUUACAAUUGAAAGACUGAACACUUGACUGACUGACGCAGCAGGUAGAGAUCACUCACUUCUUAGCUGCAGCAUCCCAAAGGUCGGGGUGUUUUCAGCCAUACAAGGGGAAAAAAACAGCUGUGUCUCUUGCUGUAUAAAUAUUUCGUCUUCCACCCAAGACACAUACAGAGAUGGUAACAAAGACAGAAAAUGUCACAGGAGAGCGACAGGUUCCCAUCCGUCUCAGUCCUUGUGUAGACAACCCCAUAUCUGUCACCGAACAAGCGAUUCUCUUUUUCUUAAUUAGACUCUUUUUCUUUUUUAAAGAAAGAAUGGCAAAUCACCCUUUUUUGCAAUAUCCAGCUCUUUUUAAUAAUAAUUCAAAAGCAGCCAAAAUCUUCUGCAGGCAACACUUUAUAGAAAUGACAAUCACAGUCAGAGCAGCCUGUCGUGUCGUGAAUUGGCAUUUUUCUGUCAGUUCAAGGAGCUGGAUGUUAGAGAAGGAAACCUUCCCGAAAGAUGGUGGUCACCGUCACUGGAGAACAGGGAAGCCUUUAAGUGAUAUUCUUUGAUGCAUUAUUUGAUGCUUCGCCUUUGUGGUGAAUGAUAAAAGAUUGAAAGGAACAAAUGGGGAAAGCAAGGUUUGCCGUAUCCUUGCACACCCUCGCCAGCAGCCUGAUGAGGACAAAAAAACAAAGAAAGACAUUUAGCAGUUCUCCUCUUUCACUUCAUUGCUCCACUUUUAAUGCUGAAAGUGCCAACUGUACCAUCACAUAGACCUCUGUAGACCUUGGUUUCAGAGAGCCGCAGACUGGGACCAAUAAUAGUAGGUCUCAAGUUUACUUUGCAGGGUUUCCAUGAAAGAAAACUAAUAAAAGAUAUCACAAAUUAAAAUUAUAUCGGCAUUCCAGAUAGCCAGCUGGUUUUUUUUUAUUUUAUGUUUGAUUUUUAUUCAACUGACUCCUCCUGGAAAUGUGACUGAUGUUGCAUUUGUAUUGUAAUCACUGGACCAAAUGUUUUGAGGCCUUCUUCUUUUACUGAGAAACUCUUUUUUUUUUCUGGUGGGAAAAACACUGGCUUCUCACAAAAGAAGGAUGGACAAGGUCAGACUGUUUUCCUCAACAAAAUUCGUCUCAAAAUCCACCUUCCGCACCCCCUCGGCCAGUAUCUUCAGCAGUAUAUCCGUUUUGUAAUGAAACUCCAGGGGUUUCAAAUCGCUGCCCUGUGGGGCUCCGCCGACGGUCACUCCGGAGGACAGAAACAGCAUUUUGUGUGUUUGCAUGAGGUGUUUCCCAAACUGUUGCAUAUUUAAUCUCAUGCUGCGUGUGACUAACUAGCUACUUAAAAAUGGGAACUGUUUGGUUUGUCGAAUGCUCCUCAAAAGCUCCUCCAAGAGUCCUAAAUGUGAACUUUGUGGGGUUUUUUCUAUAAAUAACACAGUCUGAAAUGUCUGCUGAGUAAAGGGAGAAAAAUAGCUACUACGAUGUAAAACUAUGAAAUGUAUCUUUGACCUUCUAGACGUUUUUUAUUCACAUGUGGCUGUGUUUACUGUUUUUUCUAGUUGACUAAUACUGUAUGAUGUUGUGUAUAAGUGGGACUACUAUGUUUUACUUCUUCUAACUGUAUAGUAUAUUUGAAAUCAGAGCGCGAAAGAGAGGACAAGGCGGAGGGAGAGUAUUAGUUGCACUAUAGGCUGUAAUUGUUUAAUUAACUGGUCUGUUAGGCCUUAAAAUUCACUUUCAAUUCAACACAUAAUUAAAUUAACUAAUAUUCAUUUGUAUUUGAACUGUCAACCAAACACGUGCACAUGUGGCUUUCUGACAGCUUGGUUUGUUUUGCACAGUUCAAAUCGGGAAACUGUGAAAAUGUUCCAUUAUUGUGAAGCUUAAUUGAAAGAGAUGGUCAGUCGCAGCAUUAGGAAAUGACUUUAUUUGAACUGAAAGUGGAUUUUAUUUGUUAAUAAAUUUGUCUUUGACCA
Molecule: messenger RNA, 4664 nt
Organism: Neolamprologus brichardi
Lineage: Eukaryota; Metazoa; Chordata; Actinopteri; Cichliformes; Cichlidae
Gene: nkain2
Product: sodium/potassium transporting ATPase interacting 2
Biological process (GO): regulation of sodium ion transport
Source: RefSeq, a predicted model, not a curated record